GGUGUCUACGAAUUAUAUUAUUUGAUAUACUCGAGUAGAUAAAAACAGGAAGGAUAGAGAUAGCUUAUUCCAUGCCCUACGAUUCCCAGGCCUCGCGUCUGCCAAGAUGGACUAGCUUUCUUCUCCGCGUUGGUCUUUUGGCUGCGGUGUGUGACGAGGAGAGUUUCGAUGUUCGAUGGUAGAUUGAGGGUUCUGCUGUAUUUGGAUGACGAGAAAGAGGGAGAGAGAGAGAGAGACUCUCCUUCUUCGAGAAUGAAACAAAGAAAUCUCGCUCGUAAAUGACUGCAGUUUUAAGCUUUAACAGGCACUUCUGCCUUGGGAGCUCUACCCGCUUUUCUCUUCUCCAGUACAGAGUCCAGAUAAUAGGAGAUGAAGCUCUAUUUGAGAGUUCGGUUCAUUCGAAAGGAAAGACGAGCACGAACGACCCCCUGCCCUGCUGCAGAUGAGUUACAUUUCCUAGAAUUUCCAAGGGGUUUCCAAAAAUAGAUGGCCUGGUAGAUGCGCCGUCUCGAAAGGAAAGCUGGGUGCCGAGAAAACUCGUCCGUCACCGCGGUUCAAAGCAAUGUCACGCUCUUCGUUGUCAGCAGAUCGCUCGUCUUUUUGAUGUAUAUGCAUAUGGUGUUCAGAAUUAAGGGAGUAGGCUAGUGGAAUGCAUGUAUUAUUGACUAUGUAGAAUUUGCUGUAGUGAUCUAAAUCUAAAACCGGAAGUGGAAGAUAUUAUAUACGCACAUUAGGUGCACGUGCCAUAUCUUUCCAACACAUAGAUAGGAUAGAGUCUCGCAAUGGAAGCGGGACACUUCCUGUAUAUCGUAUGCGACGUUCCUCAGUACGUACGUCAUGUCUCUCUCGCCUCUGAUUUCACCAGCGCUAUGUUAUCUCCGCUAAUUCGAAUCAACCCGGGACUUCUUGGCACACACUCUCUCUGGGCACUUCCAACCGACCUCGUUCAUUCAUUCAGAAAGGGUUCGAGUAUGUCUCGAAGGAAGAUUACUCGGUGUGUUUGUUUGGUGAGCGAACAUAUUCUUGCGGAAUGCCACGCGGUGCGGAGAAUUAACAACUGCAGAUUGCUCGGCGAUAAAUUCGCGUCGGUUCUUUUACUUUGAAAAUUUCAUGAUCGAGCUGUGGAGAUUGUGUUUUUUUUCAAGCGUUUUAGGAGUAAUCAAAGAAGAUUGUGUGAACGGGUUGAUUUCUGCGACUGCGGUUGUGUAAGAGGUGGGUUGAUGGCAUUAGUAUCCAGAGGAUCGAACGUGUUGCUGUUGUUGUGGACGCGGAUACGGACGUCCUAGGAUCGAAUGGCAGACAGGGCAGCACCAGUCCUGCGAGAGCAGUCGACGAGGUGUGUACGACUCCACAAAUUAUCUUAUGAAGGCGUUGGGAACCUAAACCAAUAGGAACACAACACAACGACUGCCAGCUCUGCGAGAGCAGUUGCGAGAUGAUCCUGAUACCCUUUAAAGAUCUUGAGAAUGCAUUUUGAGAACCAGCAGGCAGAGCACAGUCCUGCGAGAGCUGUCGCGAGGUGAAUCUGGUCACUGUAGAAACUUCUGAGAAGGCGUUGGGAGCCUAAGAGAAAAGCACAUCCAACACUAAAUCCUGCGAGAGCAGUCGGCGAGGUGUGUUCAAUAUCUGUACCAAAUUUCUUGAGAAAAUGGUUGUGUGGAACCAAUUGGAAAGUCGUCCGCGCAAUGUCAUUUGCAUCUUGAUGGUGUUGAUGCAAAGAAAUUGCUUCUAGACUCUGAUAGAAACAUACUAAACUUCACAGCAGAUGAUGUAGUAGUAUGAGAAUCUACUAUUCAUGAUUAGAGAUAUAUCAAAUAUGAACGAGAGAAGAACAAACCUUGAUUUCAGCACAUUCAUUGCGACCUGGUGAUUCACCAACUUCCGUGUAAUCAUUGCGCUUGA
Messenger RNA from Botrytis cinerea B05.10, 1902 nucleotides. RefSeq lists its product as hypothetical. Bases 783 to 1103 code for a protein of 106 amino acids. NCBI's taxonomy places the organism in Eukaryota, Fungi, Ascomycota, Leotiomycetes, Helotiales, Sclerotiniaceae. The transcript has a single exon. The record is from RefSeq and is a predicted model, not a curated record.